AUGGCAUUCGAAUCGACGGAUACGCUGACCAACCCCACAGUACUAUUCAAACUCAAGCCCGGGGUAACGCCCGCUCAACUUUCAGCCUGGACGACGCAGGCAAAGGCAAUGGUGGGCAAAAUUCCAGGCCUGAGGAAACUUGAAGUGAAUACUCCUUUGCCCUCAACGGCGCACAGGGCCCAAGGGUUCAAUAUGGGACUGGUCGCCAUCCUGGACAAGGGAGACGAUGUAAAAGUCUACGCCGAGCACCCUGCUCAUUUGGAAGUGCACAAAUUUAGAGAGGAACUUUGUGACGAUACACUGGCGUAUGACCUUGAGUUUCAAGAGUGA
Molecule: messenger RNA, 330 nt
Organism: Cladophialophora psammophila CBS 110553
Lineage: Eukaryota; Fungi; Ascomycota; Eurotiomycetes; Chaetothyriales; Herpotrichiellaceae
Exons: 2
Coding region: 1-330 (109 amino acids)
Source: RefSeq, a predicted model, not a curated record